CCCGCGCGCUGGAGAAGUGCAGUUCCUCCUGAUUACCAACUCGUCCGUUCUCCCUUCGCGCGCCGUCGGAGAACACUCACCACAGACCCAGCCGUGCCUUCCUGCAGUGCCCCCGCUGCUGUUGCAUCCGCCCGGAGUUAGUGCACUGUCUUCAUCCUCCGCCACUGACAGGCGCCCUCAGGGAGCAGCCGUCAGCGAUGUCAAGCGAGGAAAGCUACCGGGCCAUCCUGCGCUACCUGACAAAUGAACGCGAGCCGUACGCGCCGGGCACCGAGGGCAAUGUCAAGCGUAAAAUCCGCAAGGCGGCCGCCUGCUACGUGGUGCGCGGCGGGACCUUGUACUACCAGCGGCGGCAGCGGCACCGCAAGACCUUCGCAGAGCUGGAGGUGGUGCUGCAGCCCGAGCGGCGCCAGGGGCUCAUAGAGGCGGCGCACCUGGGCCCGGGAGGCACUCACCACACCCGGCAUCAAACCUGGCACGACUUGUCCAAAACAUACUGGUGGCGAGGUAUAUUAAAGCAAGUCAAAGAUUACAUUAAACAGUGUAGCAAAUGCCAGGAAAAACUAGAUCGCUCCCGUCCAAUAUCAGAUACUUCAGAAAUGUUGGAAGAAUUGGGGCUAGACCUUGAAUCUGGAGAAGAAAGUAAUGAAUCAGAGGAUGACCUGAGCAACUUCACUUCACCUCCAGCUACAGCCUCCAAGCCUGCAAAAAAGAAGCCAGUUUCCAAACAUGAACUUGUAUUUGUUGAUACCAAAGGAGUGGUGAAGCGUUCUUCUCCCAAACAUUGUCAGGCUGUCUUAAAACAGCUGAACGAACAGAGGCUCUCCAACCAGUUCUGUGAUGUGACCUUGUUGAUUGAAGGAGAAGAGUACAAAGCCCAUAAAUCUGUUUUGUCAGCUAAUAGUGAAUAUUUUCGAGAUCUUUUUAUUGAGAAAGGAGCUGUUUCCAGUCAUGAGGCAGUGGUGGAUCUUUCUGGUUUUUGUAAGGCAAGCUUCCUGCCCUUACUGGAAUUUGCCUAUACUUCUGUGCUAAGUUUUGAUUUUUGUAGCAUGGCUGAUGUGGCCAUCUUGGCUCGCCAUCUUUUCAUGUCAGAAGUUUUAGAAAUCUGUGAAAGUGUACAUAAACUAAUGGAAGAGAAGCAGUUAACAGUAUAUAAGAAGGGUGAAGUACAAACAGUUGCAUCUACCCAGGACUUACCAGGACAGAAUGGAGGUCCAGCACCUCCUGUGGCUAGCAAUGAGGGAACCACAACUUUAUCAACUGAACUUGGGGACUGUGAAAUUUUUUUACUGGUGAAUGGAGACUUGCCAGAAGCUGAGCAGAAUGGAGAGUUGGAACGGCGGUCUGAGCCCCAGGUUUCUUCAGAGACUGAAGCUGCUGCAUCACCUGGAGGCUGUAUAACUGAUUCUCAUCCAGAAAUGGAGUCUGUUGAUUUGGUGGCAAAAAACAACCAGACAGAACUAGAAACUUUAAGCAGCAGACAAGAUGGCACAGUUUCUAAUAUUCAUCCUAAACUUUCAAAAGAGAAUGUAAUCAUUAGCUCUCCAGAAAACGGUGAUAUGGAACAUGAAACGUCAACCGAGGAUAUCUGUGCUGAAGACAUUCCAGAGUAUGGGCAGAACUUUAGCAAGUCUUUAAAAGACCAGGAGAAUCUAGUUGUACCAACAGCAAAGACAGACCCUGGCCCAGAUGAUGAUACUUACAAAAGCAGGCUUCGGCAGCGUUCUGUUAAUGAAGGUGGAUAUAUCCGACUGCACAAAGGAAUGGAGAAAAAGCUGCAGAAGCGGAAAGCCAUUCCCAAGUCAGCAGUUCAACAGGUGGCCCAGAAAUUAGUUCAAAGAGGAAAAAAGAUGAAACAGCCAAAAAGAGAUGCUAAAGAGAAUACUGAAGAAGCAGCGUCUCAUAAAUGUAGGGAAUGUGGCAUGGUUUUUCAGAGACGGUAUGCCCUUAUAAUGCACACAAUGAAACAUGAAAGAGCUAGAGAUUACAAAUGUCCGCUGUGUAAGAAACAAUUUCAGUACAGUGCUUCCUUGAGAGCACACCUUAUUCGACAUGCCAGAAAGGAUGCACCUACUUCAUCCUCUUCCAAUUCCAUGUCUAAUGAGGCAUCAGGAACAUCGACUGAGAAGGGCAGAACCAAACGAGAAUUUAUAUGUUCCAUAUGUGGAAGGACAUUACCUAAAUUGUAUUCUCUUCGAAUACAUAUGUUAAAGCAUACAGGUGUGAAGCCACAUGCAUGCCAGGUCUGUGGAAAGACUUUCAUCUACAAGCAUGGUCUAAAAUUACACCAAAGUCUCCAUCAAUCACAAAAGCAAUUCCAGUGUGAACUAUGUGUUAAGUCAUUUGUUACCAAACGGAGUCUUCAAGAACAUAUGAGUAUUCACACAGGAGAGUCCAAGUACCUUUGCUCAGUUUGUGGAAAGUCUUUUCACAGGGGCUCUGGACUCAGCAAGCACCUAAAGAAACAUCAGCCAAAGCCUGAGGUUCGAGGCUAUCAUUGUACUCAAUGUGAAAAAAGUUUCUUUGAAGCUAGAGAUCUUCGCCAGCACAUGAACAAACAUCUUGGUGUGAAGCCUUUCCAGUGCCAAUUUUGUGAUAAGUGCUAUAGUUGGAAGAAAGAUUGGUAUUCCCAUGUGAAGUCUCAUUCUGUUACUGAGCCUUACAGGUGUAAUAUAUGUGGCAAAGAAUUUUAUGAAAAAGCAUUGUUCAGAAGGCAUGUAAAGAAAGCUACCCAUGGGAAAAAGGGAAGAGCAAAGCAAAACCUGGAACGAGUGUGUGAGCAAUGUGGAAGAAAAUUCACUCAGCUGAGAGAGUAUAGGAGACAUAUGAACAACCAUGGAGGAGUUAAGCCAUUUGAGUGCUUAACAUGUGGAGUAGCUUGGGCUGAUGCCCGAUCUCUAAAACGCCACGUCAGAACACAUACUGGCGAACGGCCUUAUGUAUGUCCUGUAUGUAGUGAAGCCUACAUAGAUGCUCGGACACUCCGUAAACAUAUGACUAAAUUCCACAGAGAUUAUGUGCCUUGCAAAAUUAUGCUGGAAAAAGAUACCCUUCAGUUUCAUAACCAGGGAACUCAAGUGGAGCAUGCUGUUAGCAUUUUAACAGCAGAUAUGCAGGAACAAGAAAGCAGCGGUCCUCAAGAACUUGAGACAGUUGUAGUAACAGGAGAAACAAUGGAAGCUCUUGAAGCAGUUGCAGCUACUGAAGAGUGUCCAUCGGUAUCUACGCUUUCUGACCAAAGUAUCAUGCAAGUAGUUAAUUAUGUAUUGGCACAACAGCAAGGACAGAAGCUAUCUGAAGUUGCAGAAGCUAUUCAAACUGUUGAAGUAGAAGUGGCACAUAUUUCAGAAGCUGAAUGAUAGUAAUGGAAAUAAGAAGUGACAUCUUAUGGAUACGGAACUCAAGAGUGUUUGUUUACGAUACUGUGUGACUAUUUACCCAGAGUUUGUAUAUCAAGGCUCUGGGCUGUUUGGUGAUGUUUCAACGUUUCUAAACGGUUUGUCUGGCUAAUAGGUUCUGGAGAAAAGUCCAUUAACUGUAAAAAAAAACAUUGAAAACAAAUCUUAUUCGAUGGCAGUGGUUUAUUAUGGAAUACUUUUAUGAAUUAAAUGUUUAUAAAGGACUGUACUAAAUUAAAACUGUACAGUUUUAUUUGCAUUUUGACAUUAUAUACUUUGAGUUUAAAAGGCUGUAUCAGUUAGCUUUUCUUUUAUUCUCAAAAUAUAGAGGUUCUGUGAUUUCUUUUGUCCUGUUUAUGGAUUUAAAAUAUUCUAAUAUAAAGCAUUUUAGUAGGAUGUAUAUUACAUUUUUUUAAAUGCUUCAAAUCUGUGAUUCUUGACUUAAGUAUUUAUUUUAACUCCUUAUAAGUCAGGGAUUCUUUGUUUUAAAGCACUUAAUGAGUUACAUGUUGUAAUCAAGUUUGCACAGUAUGCUUACCUCUAUGGGGAACCCUUAAAACAAUAGCUGAUUUUUAAAAUGCCAUGAAAAUGCAUGAAAUGCCUAUUAAAGCCUUACUAUAUUAUCUCUUCAAGGCAAGUAAAUUGACCAUGAGCAAAGAAGAGUUACUAAACACUGUUGAGGGGAAAUUUCUCCUUGAUAACAUGGGACAAUGAAUGAUAAAAAGAAUCUCAUUCUUUGCUGAAGAAUGACAACUUAAAACUAGGUUUGGUAUGUUUGUAGUUUUUAUAUCAUGUUUAAUUCAAUUUGUUGGGAAACUGCAGUUUAGAAAUAGGAUAGCAAUAUGGACACCUGUGGUGGUCCUGUGGAUACUAUAUAAUUGUCAAGUAAUUUGAGGAUAUUGAAAAUCUUCAAUUCAGCCCUCACUAUAGUAUACUACUAAAAUUGAUUGAUUAUGGUCCACCAAAUUGUUGAAAGUAAAUUAUUUUAAAAAGUUACCUGAGAAUUAUAUUAAUUUGUGUGUUUGAUUUUUCAAUUCCCACCUUUUUAAGCUAUCCAAUUUUCCGAUUUUCAAAAUAAUGGUGGGGAGGUGCCACAUUUCUCUCCUCUGGAAGCUACCACUCAAGCUAUAAUUGUUAAAAUUAAACUUUUUAAGUAUUAGAAGCUAAUACAAAGUAUAAAAUUAAGAUAUAAGCAAAUCACAUGUAAAUCAUUCCAAAAGCACAAAAAAAGAA
This is a messenger RNA of Manis pentadactyla (Chinese pangolin), 4631 nucleotides long. RefSeq names its product zinc finger and BTB domain containing 11 (gene ZBTB11). The transcript has 11 exons. Bases 198 to 3359 code for a protein of 1053 amino acids. Gene Ontology annotation, molecular function: protein binding. The record is from RefSeq and is a predicted model, not a curated record. NCBI's taxonomy places the organism in Eukaryota, Metazoa, Chordata, Mammalia, Pholidota, Manidae. Gene Ontology annotation, biological process: regulation of immune system process; negative regulation of transcription by RNA polymerase II; regulation of cytokine production.